UAAAAUCGAACUAUCUAUCUGUUAUAACCUACUUUUCAUUAAGCGUUUAUUAUUUGAAUUUGACUUUCUCUACGUUGUCAACUAGUCUUUCUACACCGUUUACUACCCUACUGCCAUUUCGCUUUUUAAAAAUCUCCUACACUUCCUUUAAAAAAUAAACUGGGCGUCUCUCUCAUGUAAAAACAGGGCUAUAAAAUAAUAGGAAUCUCCCGGCUCAGCAGCCGGACUACACCUCUCAGGCACUGUGACAUUCCCAUACAGCACUUGUAUUAACUCCAGCUAAUAUAGGCAGAGCAAGUGACACUGUCUAGCAGCUGAGAUGUCUCUAAGGAGCAGACUGGAAUUCAAGGAGCUGGGCGCUGAAGAGAACUCGGACACCGACCGCGGAGACCUGGACAGCGUCAAAGCGCUCACGGAGAAACUGAAGCUGCAGACACGGCGACCCUCUUACUUGGAAUGGAAAGAGAGGCUGCAAUGCCAGCCUUGGGGAACUGCCGAGAAGGGACAGGACAGCUCUGAGGUACAGUGCCCUAACAAGACCAAAGACGAGGAUUUAAAGGGAGUGGACGUUCUUAAGGGCAGCAGCAGCAGCAAGAGCCCCAGAAAAGAUGGGACUGGCACUCUGCAGAAUAUCUGUGGGUUUGACACCAUGGAUGACGCAUUGGACUGGUUAAGGAAAGAACUGAGGGAGAUGCAAGUGCAAGAUAACCAGCUCGCACGGCAGCUCAUGAAGCUACGGGGGGAGAUCUACCAGCUGAAGGUGGAGCAGGUGUGCCACCAUCACAAGGAGAUGCUCGACGACGCCACCUAUGGGCUGGAGGAGUGCGGGGAGGAAUCGGACCUGCUUUGUGACAUCCCUCUGAAAGCAGCUUUCUCGCUCUCAAUGCCCCUGAAACACAUCGGGGUCACCAGGAUGAACAUCAACUCCCGCAGGUUCUCUCUCUGCUGAAGCUGGGAGAUACUGCGCUCAAGUAACAGGGGUGCAAACCAUUUAAAAAAAAAAAAGAGCGCCUACAGGUAAAGUCUACUGGCACCAGAAUUUAAUGUUGCUGGCGCUAUAUGAGGUACCCUGGCGCUAGAAUGUAGCACCGUUGUGCCAGAUUUUGCACCCUUGGGUAAACAGCUUAGGUUGAACUCGAUUUCAUUAACCUUUAAAGACUUUUUCUUUUUUUUUUUUUUAAAGUUUUUUAUAAACAUUCUCUUAGGUUAAACAGUGCUUAGAAAAUUGAAAAUGGACUUCUCACAGUUGAGAAAUGGUUUAAUGAACUGCAAACUUAAUUUAUUUCAUUAAAAGGAUCUACAAUAAGAUGUUAUUUAUAGAGCCCCACUGUCUUCAUCAGCAGCUGUGAGGCAACUAGUCUUCUUCAUCAACACAUUUCAGUGGAACUGGAUCAUGUUUUGGAUGAUAGAAUAUCUUUGGGACUAUGUGUGACAGUAAUACUGUAUGUAGCUCCAAGUGUAUUUUUAAUUCUCAAACUCUGCUCAGGCUAAAGGAGAAUAUACUUUGUUUCAAUCUAAACUGUAUCUUGCUGCUAUUAUUAAAGAACUACCAAAUAACUGUGAGGUUCAGCUGUAGAUUAAGCGAAUGUGCCUGAAUUUUAUACCUUGUAUAUUCUAUUAAAUUUUAUAA
Molecule: messenger RNA, 1630 nt
Organism: Polyodon spathula (Mississippi paddlefish)
Lineage: Eukaryota; Metazoa; Chordata; Actinopteri; Acipenseriformes; Polyodontidae
Gene: fam167b
Product: family with sequence similarity 167 member B
Exons: 2
Coding region: 320-949 (209 amino acids)
Source: RefSeq, a predicted model, not a curated record